This is a messenger RNA of Mesorhabditis belari, 3276 nucleotides long. The record is from the annotation of a GenBank genome assembly. Lineage: Eukaryota; Metazoa; Nematoda; Chromadorea; Rhabditida; Rhabditidae.
AUGAGAGAACCGAAAUCAACAAUUCAUCGCUCAAUUUUUUGCCUCCUCCUUCUGCUGACGCUGGGAACAUCUAAAAGAGUUGACAUCCUCUCGACGUCCGGCGAAAAAGUUGAGCUGAAAUGGGAAGUUCGAUCGUAUCACGACACGGACACGUGGAACGAGGAGACGUAUUCGGGGCAAAACAACUCAAACGAACGAGCCUACGUAUCAUGCAAUCUCAACGAGGAACUCGUCGACAAUUGGCUCUUCACUCCACUUCGCGAUUCUGGAAAUGCUAACCGGGUUCAUAUCUACACGAAUUAUUCGCUUCGAGAUUGUAGCAACGCCGGGAAAUACUGUAAAGAGACAUUUGGUCUUUAUUACAAACUCGUCCCAAAAGGAGCAUCCGAUUCAUUGAUCGGAUUUAAUCCGAACAAAUCUGAUUGGAAGUUGUUGAGUCGUUUAACUGGCGGAGAGCGAAUGCGUGGGAAUGGAUUGAUGAAGAAUGAAGAGAUUCAAACGGUGGCCGUUGAUGGUUCGAAUGUUCGCUUCGCAUUUCGUGACACCGGUGCCUGUGUUUCGAUCUUGGCUGUUAAGAUUUACUACGAACUUUGUGCUGAGGACACGAUUGGAUUUGCCACUUUCCCCGAAACGCCGACAGCCUCUCGGGUUUUUGAGACCGUUGAUGUAAAAGGACGAUGCGUGGCUCAUGCUGAACCGAUUCGAGAGGGCUCACCACCAAUGGGAAUGUGUCGCGGAGAUGGGCAAUGGAAAACGGCCAUCGAUGGGGAGUGUCAAUGUAAAGCCGGAUACUUUCCAAAUGCUGGCAACCGAUGCAUAGAAUGUCCGCGAAACACCUACAAGCAGCGAGCCGGAGACGGUGAAUGUCGGAAAUGCCCGGAUUACACAAGCAGUGAGGCUGGCGCCAUUUCGUGUAGAUGUUUGCCUGGAUACUUCCGAGCUACCACUGAAGGACCUUCAAAUGCUUGUUCAAAGCCACCCUCUAAACCAUCACGGCCUCGGACAAUUGAAGUGAACCAAAACAGUGUCACGAUCGAUUGGGAGACACCAAUUAAUCUCGGUGGACGAAAAGAGUUGUGGUACAGAUGGGAAUGCAUUCAAGAACUCUCGAGAAGUUGCCCAAGCACCGUCCGAGCAAUUCCAUCCGAUGCAAAACUUUCUUCUCGUCAUCUCAAACUGACUGGACUCAAUCCGAACACACACUACACUAUGAAAUUAUUUGCUGAAAAUGAGGUCUCUCAAGUCUCCUUAUCUGAAACAUCGUGGUCGUCGGUAGAGUUUUCUACAUUGCCAAUCGGAGCCCACACUGUCAGCAAUCUUUUAAUCGAACUUGAGCAAAAUGAUGGAGUCACAAUAUCUUGGCAAUCACCCGCCGUCGCUAAAGGCUCUCUCGAUUAUGAAGUGGAAAUUCAAGAAAAUGGAACUCGUAGUGGCGUAUAUCCGACUCAAGACACCUACUACAAUAUUGGCUCUCUUCAACCAAACUCAAGAUAUGAAUUUCGGGUUCGUGCGAAUAUCGAUGGCUGGGGUGAAUGGAGUUUGCCACUCUUUUACAAUCAACGAAAUGGACAUGUAAAUGCUGAGAUUUCUCGUGAUGGUCACCCUGGAGGAAUCACCGAACUUUCGAUAUGGGUUUUGGUUUUACUCAUUCUUGUCUUGAUGGUCUUUAUCGUGUUCUUGGUUUUCCUUUGCCGACGUCGUUCGAUCAAUCGAAAACAAAUGAGUGAUCUCGAUGUGUUAGAUACAUACAAACAAGACACAAUGACGCCCGACUAUCCACCCGGACUUCGUAGUUUCCCUCAACAAACGACCACAACCGUCUCUUGCUUUGGAAGUUCGCCGACGAAAGUGAGUGCUCCAUUGAUCCCUACAUAUGGUUCGAGUUCACCGCACGCUUUGGGACACUAUGGAACAAACUUCAGACCCUACGUUGAUCCAGCUACAUAUGAGGAUCCUAAUCAAGCUUUGGUGGAGUUUACGUACGAUAUUGAUCCACAAGCCAUCUACAUCACUUCUGUUAUUGGAGGAGGCGAGUUUGGUGAUGUCUGCAUGGGUCAUCUUGAUCGAGCUCUAGCUAACGUUGGAGCUGCAGAAAAACAGAUUGAAACAGUUGCCAUAAAGACCUGCAAGCCUGGCAGUUCACCAAAAGCAAAAGCCGAUUUUCUCCUCGAGGCCUCAAUUAUGGGACAAUUUGAACAUCCAAAUGUGAUACGACUGAUCGGAGUUGUCACAAAAGCUGAACCGGUGAUGAUUGUUACUGAAUAUAUGUCAAACGGAUCACUCGAUAACUUCUUGCGAUCUCGAGAUAUCAACAGAGAGCCUUUACAGUUGCCAAGAUUGAUGGAUAUGCUGAGGGGAAUCGCAGCUGGAAUGAAAUAUCUCACCGAUAAAGGCUAUGUGCACAGGGAUUUGGCUGCUCGAAAUGUUUUGGUCAGCUCAUCGCUCGUUUGCAAAAUUGCUGAUUUCGGUUUGUCACGGGGAGUUGAUAACUCGGCUGAACAGGAGUACACAACCAAUGGUGGAAAAAUUCCUGUGAGAUGGACAUCACCUGAAGCAAUCACCCACAGAAAAUUCACGGCCGCCUCCGAUGUUUGGUCUUUCGGUGUUGUGAUGUGGGAAGUGAUGUCGAUGGGCGAGCGACCUUAUUGGGAAUGGACGAAUCAAAAAGUUAUCUCCGAAGUUAUGCACGGAUAUCGAUUACCGGCUCCGAUGGACUGCCCAUUAGCGAUUCACAAGCUGAUGCUAUGGUGCUGGAAAAUGGAAAGGCACGAAAGGCCACCCUUCAGACAAAUACUGCAAAUCUUGGAGAGAUAUACGAGAAAUCCGGAAUUGGUACAUGCUGAGGGUCCACGGAGUGCAGCUUCUUUUCACAAUUUAUCCGGAAACUAUUCGUCCGCGGAACAUCAAACCCCUCCAUCUCAAAUCAUCAACGCAUACGCUGGAUCGCUGGAUGAUUUUUUGAGAGCUGCUGGUUUAUCACACCUCACCGAUCAACUUUAUCGAAGGGACGUCCGCACAGUCGCCGAUUUGGCCGAUCUCGAUCACUUUGAUUGUCUGGCACAAGGUUUAACGACGGACGAAUACCAUCGAAUACAGGAGAUGUUGAGUGGUUCUCUGCAAGGAGCUGAUGCAUCGAUUCGAAUAGCUCAUACGCAAACUCUUCCGCGUCAAUAUCGAGGUGGCUCAAAUGCGAGUAGGCAUCGAUCUCCGGCAAAUGGUCGCUCAUCAACGUUAGCCAGGAAUGCGGGCCCGUCGGCUGACAAUGGGUUCUUUGUA